AUGAAGCUGUUCUGGAGCGGAGCCCCGAUACUGCUCGCAACGUGCGCGUCCCAGGCGCUCGUUACCAUGCAUGAACAACAUCCUGUCCCAUUUCAGCCAUCCGAGUCCUCUACCCAUCAAAAGCUCUCCGAUGUAAUAGCUGCAUCGCCUUUACUCUCGCUCCAUCGAGCAAUAUGUGAAGUGGAAUCAAUCACGGACAACGAGCUGGCGGUGGGAAGGCUCAUUAUCUCCAUCCUGGAAGCUCAUAAUUUCACCGUCCAAACUCAAAACGUUCCGCGGCCCAACAGCACCAAGGAGCGACUUAAUGUCUACGCAUAUCCAGAUGUUUCGAAGUACGGAGGAGCGGAGACUCCAAAGUCUGAGACUUCUCCCCAGGUUCUGUUGAGCUCCCAUAUCGACACUGUUCCGCCACAUAUCCCGUACUCGCUGUCUCUCCCGAAGAAAUCGGAGGCCUCUCCUUCCUCUCGGAGGGACAUUGUGAUCGCUGGACGUGGUACAGUCGACGAUAAAGCCUGUGUGGCGGUCCAGAUCCAAACACUGCUCGAUUUACUUGCCGAUCCCCGGGCAAAGAUCAAUCCAUCCGACGUGGCGUUGCUGUUCGUGGUCGGGGAAGAGAAGUACGGAGACGGAAUGAGACACUUUUCCGACUCGGGGCUCUACAGCAGAACCAACUCGGACUACAAGGCCAUUUUGUUCGGCGAGCCUACAGAGGGCAAACUAGCUGCCGGCCACAAGGGCAUCAUCAUGCUUACCAUUAAGGCUCACGGCAAAGCCGCGCACUCAGGAUAUCCUUGGCUGGGACGCAGUGCGAAUAGCAUGAUCCUCCCGGCUUUGGCGGUGCUGGACAAACUAGGCGAUAUUCCCGAAGAGAAGGGGGGUUUACCCCGUAGCGAAAAGUAUGGAAAGAGUACAGUUAACAUAGGUUACAUGCAAGGAGGCGUGGCAGCAAAUGUUGUCCCUGAAUUCGCCAUGGCGAAUAUAGCCUUUCGAUUGGCAGGAGGUACGGUGGAGGGAGUAAAGGAAAUUAUCAAGCAUGCUGUCCGAUCAAUCGACCCGGAUGAGCGGUUGGAGUUGGAAUUCAGCCAAGGCUACGGUCCCAUUCCUUUGGAUGCGGAUGUUGACGGAUUCGAUACUAUUACGGUGAACUAUGGGACUGAUGUGCCGAAUCUUGAAGUCGCGGACGGAGUCAAGAGGUAUCUAUACGGGCCUGGCAGUAUUCUGGUGGCCCACGGGAAGGAUGAGGCAUUGACGGUGGGGGAUAUGGAGGAGGCAUUGGAGGGCUACAAGAAGUUGGUGAUGCAUUCGUUGAAGUCGUAG
Rhinocladiella mackenziei CBS 650.93 is the source of this 1317-nucleotide messenger RNA. RefSeq lists its product as uncharacterized. The transcript has a single exon. Lineage: Eukaryota; Fungi; Ascomycota; Eurotiomycetes; Chaetothyriales; Herpotrichiellaceae. Gene Ontology annotation, molecular function: hydrolase activity. The record is from RefSeq and is a predicted model, not a curated record. The coding region runs from base 1 to 1317 and encodes 438 amino acids.